AUAUCCCUCCGCGGGAGAGAAGCGCGCGGCCCUUUCCCUCCCGACAACACAGGAUGCGAACGGGCGGCGGUGAAGCUACGAGACGUUAACGGCCGUUAACAUUUCCCGCACCAUCCGAGUGAAAACACACCGAGCGAGCACCGGGGAACUCCCGCCUCUUCCAUCACCGACUGAACCCGCCCUGUGGCCGGUACCGACCGAGCUCCGUGGAAGAAAUAUAAUCCGCUGUGGGCGCUGCGCGGCAACCGAAACUGUUGAGCUAGCGACCGGGUGAAGAGCCAGAGAGAGCCGGGGGACGGAAUGGAGCUCAUCACGAUCCUCGAGAAAACCGUCUCUCCAGAUCGGAAUGAACUGGAGGCGGCACAGAAGUUUCUGGAGCAGGCGGCGAUAGAGAACCUGCCCACGUUCUUGGUGGAGUUGUCUAAAGUGUUGGCGAACCCGGGGAACACUCAGGUGGCUCGAGUUGCUGCCGGUCUGCAGGUGAAGAACUCUCUGACCUCCAAAGACCCCGACGUGAAGACACAGUACCAGCAGAGAUGGCUGGCCAUCGACGCCAACGCUCGCCGCGAGAUCAAGAACUACGUUUUACAGACUCUGGGCACAGAGACGUACCGGCCCAGCUCGGCGUCGCAGUGCGUCGCCGGGAUCGCCUGUGCAGAGAUCCCAGUGAACCAGUGGCCUGAGCUGAUCCCACAGCUGGUGGCCAACGUUACCGACCCCUCCAGCACCGAACACAUGAAGGAGUCCACGCUGGAGGCCAUCGGAUACAUCUGUCAGGACAUCGACCCUGAGCAACUGCAGGAGAACGCCAACCAGAUCCUGACAGCCAUUAUCCAGGGCAUGAGGAAGGAGGAGCCCAGUAACAACGUUAAACUGGCCGCCACCAACGCCCUGCUCAACUCUCUGGAGUUCACUAAAGCCAACUUCGACAAGGAGACAGAGAGACACUUCAUCAUGCAGGUGGUGUGUGAAGCUACGCAGUGUCCCGACACCAGAGUGCGUGUGGCGGCCUUACAGAACCUGGUGAAGAUCAUGUCUCUGUAUUAUCAGUACAUGGAGACGUACAUGGGUCCAGCUCUGUUCGCGAUCACUAUUGAGGCGAUGAAGAGCGACAUCGAUGAGGUGGCCUUACAGGGCAUCGAGUUCUGGUCCAAUGUCUGUGACGAGGAGAUGGAUCUGGCCAUCGAGGCCUCGGAGGCCUCGGAGCAGGGUCGCCCCCCGGAGCACACCAGUAAGUUCUACGCCAAAGGGGCCCUGCAGUACCUGGUCCCCAUCCUGACCCAGACCCUCACCAAACAGGACGAGAAUGAUGACGACGACGACUGGAACCCCUGCAAGGCUGCAGGUGUGUGUCUGAUGCUGCUGGCCACCUGCUGCGAGGACGACGUGGUUCCUCACGUUCUGCCCUUCAUCAAAGAGCACAUCAAAAACCCCGACUGGCGCUACAGAGACGCCUCCGUCAUGGCCUUCGGAUCCAUCCUGGAAGGACCCGAACUCAACCAGCUCAAACCGCUCGUCAUACAGCCUCAGACUGCACAGAUGGAAAGACAAUACUGUCUCAGAUACAUGAUGAUGAUGAUGGUGUUGUUACAGGUGUGUCUGGCGGCGGUGGGUCUGGUGUGUGACCUGUGCAGAGCUCUGAUGUCCAACAUCCUGCCUUACUGUGACGAGAUCAUGCAGCUGCUGCUGGAGAACCUCGGGAACGAGAACGUCCAUCGGUCAGUGAAGCCUCAGAUCCUGUCAGCGUUCGGGGACAUUGCUCUGGCCAUCGGAGGAGAGUUUAAGAAAUACCUGGACAUCGUCCUGGACACUCUGCAGCAGGCGUCUCAGGCUCAGGUGGACAAGACGGACUACGACAUGGUGGACUACCUGAACGAGCUGAGAGAGGGAUGUCUGGAGGCCUACACCGGGAUCAUCCAGGGCCUGAAGGGAGACCAGGAGAACGUACACCCUGAUGUGAUGUUGGUUCAGCCUCGGGUGGAGUUCAUCCUCUCCUUCAUCCAUCACAUAGCUGAGGAUGAGGAUCACUCUGAUGGCGUGGUGGCCAACGCUGCUGGACUCAUUGGCGACCUGUGCACAGCGUUUGGUAAAGACGUGAUGAAGCUGGUGGAGGUUCGUCCGCUUAUCAACGACCUGCUGACAGAGGGCAGACGCUCCAAAACCGCCAAGACCAAGACGCUGGCCACCUGGGCCACCAAGGAGCUCCGCAAGCUCAAGAGCCAGGCCUGAUUCAUGCUGGUCGGGGAAAAGAGAGAGAGAGAGAGAGAGAGAGAGAGAGAUUUGAAAGAUGGACAUCAGUGAACAACGAGGACAAACUGCCCCACUGGAAUUAACUCUUCUGUCUUUGUCGCGAGCGUCCGGUCGAAGCAGAAGUGAGAUGAAGUGAGAUGACGUGAGAUGAAGUGUGAGCUGAGUGUAUGUGUGAGAGCGAGACGUGUGAGCGAGCGAGAGAUGAUGUUCCAGCAGGCGACGACUCCCCCCCCACCACCACCCACACAAACCCCCCUCCUCCCCCCUCCUGGACGGCCUGUGGACUGGACUCUGACUCCCCCCUCCUCCUCCCCCCCAAAUCAAAACACCUUCAAGCCCUCCUCCCACAAUCCACCUCUCUCGCUGAAGCCGGGCUCUCCUGCAACAUCACGAUGACGUCACCGACCCGCCGCCGCCCCUCGAGCCGGGGGAAGGGGGGGGAGGAGGGGAAAUAGAUACAAACACGACGAGAAUAUAAAGACUUUUGAGGAAUCAAAGAUACAAAAACCAAGCGGACUUUGUGGACUUCUGUGGAAAACCUUAGAUUUUUGUUGCUCUUAUUUUUCUUCUUCUUCUUUAAACAGCGAAGGAGAUCUGACGGACACGAACACCUCCACCUGCUCAGUCUUCAGUGUUCGACGCUCUUAUCCAAACAACAACAACAGCACUAAAAUCCUACAAUAUAAAAGUAAAAAAAACCCGAAGAGGAAUCCUCCGAGGAGCGAGUGCCAAAUGGAAAAUAGUUUAGCGGAAAAUAAAAGGAGUGGAAGCGAGCUGCUGGUGAAGCGUUUGAGUUUUUAUUUCCCCGCUGCACUUGUUUUGGGAACGGGUCACUCACCAUUUUUGCUUGUUUAAAAAGAAAUGCAGAGAAUUGAAGACGUUUGUAUAAGGUUCUAUUUUUCCAUUGCUAUGAUGAAAAUAAAGUAAAAAAAACAAUAAAAUGAUAUGAAACAUUCCCCAAGCAGUUCUGGUGAUUUCGGUCUCUUCUGUCGUCUGUUGGACUCCUGGACUGAUGAAAUGUUUUGGACUCUGCUGAUUGGAAGCUGAACUGUCGGUUUGUUUACGCGGCGCCACAAAGAACCAUGAUUUUUCUUGUUUUUCUGUUUUUUAACUCACUUCGUGGCUUGUUUGGUAGCAGCAGCUGACGGGGACGUUUUGUUGGGACAUUUGUAGUUUCUGGGCUGCAGAAACCUGCGAGCACGCUCAGUGCCGUCUGCCCGCCUCGGCUCCGGGUCUGACCACUUCACUUUCAGUCUGUAACGGUCAUCACAGUCACCACCAGAGGAAGUUCUCUCAUUGGGAAAUAAAGUCAGAAUAUUCUGAUCCUGGAGUUGGAAGUGAAGUGUCCCCAGCCUUGGAGAGCUUUUAUUUCGUAGAGGUGUGGCAGCUGUAGGGAGGAGGUACUUCCUAUGUUGACAUGAUGAACCUGGCAACUCGAUUAUUACUGAAUUGUGAAUCAUUUAAAGCCAAUCUGCUUUUUAUUUCAUAUUCAACUUUAGUGAACUAAUAAAGUCUAUAUUGUACUGAG
Molecule: messenger RNA, 3778 nt
Organism: Epinephelus lanceolatus (giant grouper)
Lineage: Eukaryota; Metazoa; Chordata; Actinopteri; Perciformes; Serranidae
Source: RefSeq, a predicted model, not a curated record